Rhodofomes roseus is the source of this 2941-nucleotide messenger RNA. RefSeq names its product pre-mRNA splicing factor component-domain-containing protein. The transcript has 7 exons. NCBI's taxonomy places the organism in Eukaryota, Fungi, Basidiomycota, Agaricomycetes, Polyporales, Fomitopsidaceae. The record is from RefSeq and is a predicted model, not a curated record. The coding region runs from base 217 to 2760 and encodes 847 amino acids. Gene Ontology annotation, biological process: mRNA splicing, via spliceosome. Gene Ontology annotation, cellular component: spliceosomal complex; Prp19 complex.
GGGGCUGACCAAUUGUCAGUUGCUGGUUCUCGUGAAGAGCCCUCUAAAUAAAAAUAAAAAUAAAAAAAGAAGCACGUACUUACCAAAAAGGAAACAAUUUGAGCUCCGCUCAGAAGCGUGGCGCAGACGAGCGCUUCGGUCGUUGACCGAGUCCAGCAUUCGACCAAGUCGUUGCUGCCGGUGUCCUCUGCUCUUCCUUUCAUCCUAGUCUUCGUUAUGGUUCGUAUAAUUAUCAAAGGAGGUGUUUGGAAAAACACCGAAGAUGAGGUGCUCAAGGCGGCCAUUGCAAAGUACGGGAAGAACCAAUGGGCACGGAUAUCCUCGCUGCUCGUCCGGAAGACCCCGAAGCAAUGCAAAGCCCGGUGGUACGAAUGGCUCGACCCCUCCAUCAAGAAAACAGAAUGGUCCAAGACCGAGGACGAGAAGCUGUUGCACCUCGCCAAGCUCAUGCCCACGCAAUGGCGAACAAUAGCGCCGAUCGUUGGCCGCACCGCGACUCAGUGCCUCGAGCGGUAUCAGAAGCUGCUGGACGAGGCAGAGGCGAAGGAGAACGAGGAGCUUGGGUUGGCGGGACCGGGAGAUGAGGCGGGGCCGAGUGCAGACGACGUGCGGAGGCUGAGGCCGGGGGAGAUCGACCCUGACCCGGAGACGAAGCCUGCGCGGCCUGACCCCAUUGACAUGGACGAGGACGAGAAGGAGAUGUUGUCCGAAGCCCGUGCGCGUCUGGCCAACACGCAAGGUAAGAAGGCAAAGCGCAAAGCUCGCGAGCGUCAGUUGGAGGAGGCCCGACGGUUGGCUGUGCUGCAGAAGAAGCGAGAGCUGAAGGCAGCAGGAAUCAUCAUGCGUCAUAAGACCAAAAAGAAGGGUAUGGACUACAACGCGGACAUUCCGUUCGAGAAGAAGCCUGCCGCUGGUUUCUACGACACCGCUGAUGAACAAGCCCGUGAGACGACCGCACCUGUGGGCCAGAGCCUCCGCCGCCUUGAAGGCAAGCGCAAAGCGGACGACCAAGAGGAGGAGCGCCGGAAACGUCAACGUCAGGCGAAGGACAACAAGGAGGGUGGCAGCAACGCGCCACACCAAACAAAGUUCGUUGCGGCGCGAGACGCACAAAUUCAAAAGCUCAAGGAGGCCGAGUCGAUCGGGCGGAGACGCAAACUCGUGCUGCCGGCGGCGCAGGUGGGCGAGGCGGAGCUGGAGGACAUUGUGAAGAUUGGACAGGCAGGCGAGCAGGCGAAGGCGCUGGUUGCUGGUGGCAGCGAUGCAAGCAAUCGGUUGCUGAGCGAAUACGAAGGUCUGGAGAGGGCCCGGAUGGCUCGGACGCCCCGAACACAAGCGCAGCAUGACAAUGUCAUGUCCGAGGCGCGGAAUUUGCGCAACAUGAUGGCCGCCCAGACCCCACUGCUCGGCGACGAGAACACACCCAUCCACACCGACCCCACCGGGGGGACCGGCUUCGAGGGUGCAACGCCCCGGCACCAAGUGGCGUUCACGCCCAACCCUCUGGCGACGCCUAUACAUGCCGGGGGCGCAGAUAGCGCCGCAACACCACGAGAGGUAGUGGCUACGCCCGGGACCGCACUCAUGCGCACGCCGAUGCAAGACACGCUCGCCAUCAACGAGGGCCGGUACUCGUCCGCCGGGGACACGCCGCGGGACCAGCGGAUGCGCACGACGUCCGCGAAGCGCGCGCUCAAGGCGGGCUUCAUGGGCCUGCCGAAGCCGGAGAACAACUUCGAGCUGCUCGUGCCGGAUGAGGAGGAAACGGAGGAAGACGCUGAGGCACGUGCGCUCGCGGAGGAGGAUGCAGGCGACCGGGACGCACGGCUGAGGCAGCUGAGGGAAGAGGAGGAGAGGAAGGCCCUCGCGAGGAGGUCGCAGGCAGUACAGCGCGGGCUGCCCCGGCCCGCGAAUGUCGACGUCGAGCGGCUCCUGCAGGACUUGUCGCUCGACGAGGAGCCGAGUGAGGUCGCGGACGCGGAGAAGGUCGUGCACGAAGAGCUGGCGCAGCUCUUGCAGCACGAUGCGAUCGCGCACCCACUUCCAGGCACGGCGCACCCCGGAAGUACGCGGUCGGCGUACGAGAUGCCACCGGACGAGGCGAUGGGCAUUGCAAAGUCGGCUGUUCGGGACGAGCUUGCCGCGGCACUUGGGUACCCGGGCGCGAACGAGGAGCAACUCAGACAAGGCGUCCUGGCCAUCUCCGGUCAAGACGAGGUGGACGAGACGCUCUCCUGGGCGCACAUCCGGCAGCAGCUCGCGUACGACGCCUCGUCCAAGACGUGGGUGGAGCCAUCGAAGCUCAGCGAGGCGGCGCGGAUCGCGGGGUACACUGCGCUGCUGGACGAGGCGCGGCAGGACAUGGCGAAGGAGGCGAGCAAGGCGACGAAGGCGGAGAAGAAGCUGAGCAUCACACUGGGCGGCUACCAGGCGCGGUCGAAGGCGCUCACGAAGCGAAUCAUGGACGCGUUCCAGGAGAUGCAGCGGACGAAGGUGGACUGCGAGAGCUUCGUGCGGCUGCAGACGAACGAGAACGCGAUGGGCCCCGUGCGCGUGUCCGGACUGCAGGAGGAGGUGGAGAAGCUGGAGAGGAGGGAGCGGUUGCUGCAGGAGCGGUUGCUGCAGGAGCGGUAUGCGGAGCUCGAGACGGAGCGCAGGGAAUCGCAGGCUCGCAUGACUGCGCUGGAGGAGAGGAUGAUGGCAGAGGCGGAGGCGUUGAACGAGGCUGCUCUGGCGGAGAUGGAGGACGCGGCUGCGUAGGUGUGUGUAUACUAUGUUGUGUGUUUGUAUCAGCUUGCUCUACUAUCUACAUGGGCAACUACUUGUUGUCGGAUGGUUCUUUGCUCGCUGAAGCAGCGAGGGCAUUGCGCUGACACUACAACAUUGCAACAUCUUGCCUCUGGUACGCGUUGGGCGGUGCUCAGUUACACUCAACACUGAC